UUUUUUUAUAAGCGUUGGUGCUGGCUUUCAUGAGUAGCCUGUUUAAAACCCAUCCCGUUCCCUGCGUGCUGACGUCACUUACAGAAACUCUCGCGCGUGUGGCCUGCAGUUCGGACAGCGGUCAGAUCAUCUGAUCAUCAAACACCAGAAACUCUCACCAUGGGAAACUGUCAACCAACCGUUUUUCCUUAUGACGACUUUGAUGUAGUUGCUGACAUAAAGGCCAUCCGCAAAGCCUGCAAAGGUUUAGGAACUGAUGAGAAAGCCAUCAUAGACAUCCUAGCCAAUCGAAGUGCAUAUCAGAGACUGGAGAUCAAGCAAGCAUACUUUGACAAAUAUGAUGAUGAACUGGUGGAGGUUUUGAAGAGUGAGCUGACUGGUAAUUUUGAGAAUGCCAUUCUUGCCAUGCUGGACCCUCCUCACGUGUUUGCAGUUAAAGAGCUCAGGAAGGCCAUGAAGGGCGCUGGCACAGACGAGGAUGUCCUGGUGGAGAUUCUGUGCACUUCUACCAAUGCUGACAUUGCCACUUACAAAGAAACCUACGCCCAUGUGCAUGACAGGUAUUUGGAGGCAGACAUUGAAGCAGACACCAGUGGGGAUGUUAGGAGACUGCUAACAUUGCUUCUCGAGGGCAACAGAGACGAGAGCUACGAGGUGGACGAAGUACUGGCAGAGCAAGAUGCCGUCUCUCUGUUUGAAGCUGGAGAGGGCUGCUUUGGCACAGAUGAGUCAACUUUCAGCUUCAUUCUGGCCACCAGGAACUACUUACAACUGCAGGUCACAUUCAAAGCUUAUGAAGCCAUUUCUGGAACAGAGAUUUUGGAUGCAAUUGAUAAGGAAACCUCUGGAACUCUGAAGGACUGCUACACUGCACUCGUGAGGUGUGCUAAGAACCCUCAGCUAUACUUUGCCCGGAAGCUGAAUGCCGCAAUGAAAGGUGCCGGAACUGAUGAAGACACUCUCAUCCGCAUCAUUGUGUGUCGCUCUGAGAUUGAUCUGGAGACCAUUAAAGACAUGUACCUGGAGAAAUAUGAUGUGUCUCUAAAAGAAGCCAUCAGUUCGGAAUGCGGCGGAGAUUUCAAGCGCCUCCUGCUGGCCAUCCUUCACUAAGAGAAACACAAUCCGAGUGCUUACCAUGGACCAAGGAGGUUUUGAUUAUAGUCACAAUCAAGGCAAACUAACAUGACUUAUUUUCUGUCCUGUUGUCUAUAAAAAAUUUUUUUAUAAACCUUAGUUUAAAGCGGCAAAUCAGUAGCGCAACCUUCAAGUACAAUAUGUUUAAUAUGAAUGUUUUAUUACACUGUGCAAAUAUGUAUUUCGUACAUAUUAUGAAGAUGCAUAGCACCACUCAAAAGUCUCAUGAACAGCUGUUCACACAAACAGAAACAUGCAUUUGUGUCCAGUUUCUGUGACAUUUCUUGUUUUUGAGGCAUAAUUGGCCAGUUGAAUUUGUUUAAGUGGAGUCUUGUGGUUUCCAGGAUUAUAAGAUAACAUAAUGUAACGAUGAUGAUUAGAAGUCGAGAAGUUAGAGUUACAUAAAUAUUACAAAACCAGCAUUAAAAUUUUCUGUUGUGAUACGCCAGUAUUUUUCCAAACUAAAACCCUCAGUUUUACUGUUUGAAAAUGUGCAUGACAAUGUGAAUUCUGAAUAUUUAUGUGAAUGACUUCGUGAAGCAUAAAUGCUAAAAUUACAAUGUAACAUUUACGGUCUGCGAAACAAUUGCCUAUUUAUGAGACUUCUGCGGCUAAUUUGUCAACUUGUGGUAAAAUGUCUGAAUUAUUAAAGCAAUGGUUUUUACUCGCCCAAUCAAUAUAUGUUGUUGUAACUAACACAAUACUAAAGUAUUUAUAUUAUUUACAUGGAAUAAUUUUAAUAUAACUUGCAGUAUAUUUUAAUAUAUCUGCAACACAAGAAUACAGGCAGAGUUCUGCUGUCCUCCCAAAAAUGUAUUUUAUCAGAUUAAUAUGAAGAAUGUUCACUGUAUUGUGUAGGCCCAUGCGUAGUUAGUAUAAAUGAAUUGCAGGACUUAGUAUUUGAAAAAAAAUUAGUAACGUAAAUUGAAACGUAGUUUGAAUAAACAUGAGAUGGAAUCUGGAGUAGUAUGUUCUGUAUUAAUACAAUUGUAUUUCCCUAAAGUAAUUAACUGAAUAAAAUAAAGCAGUUCAAAGUUCCUGGAUAACAA
Onychostoma macrolepis is the source of this 2183-nucleotide messenger RNA. RefSeq names its product annexin A13 (gene anxa13). Bases 160 to 1110 code for a protein of 316 amino acids. The record is from RefSeq and is a predicted model, not a curated record. Lineage: Eukaryota; Metazoa; Chordata; Actinopteri; Cypriniformes; Cyprinidae. Gene Ontology annotation, molecular function: calcium ion binding; calcium-dependent phospholipid binding. Gene Ontology annotation, cellular component: cytoplasm. The transcript is spliced from 11 exons.